Theileria equi strain WA is the source of this 393-nucleotide messenger RNA. RefSeq names its product signal peptide-containing protein. The transcript has a single exon. Bases 1 to 393 code for a protein of 130 amino acids. Lineage: Eukaryota; Apicomplexa; Aconoidasida; Piroplasmida; Theileriidae. The record is from RefSeq and is a predicted model, not a curated record.
AUGAAAAGCACUAAGAUUUUAUUAGUCCUAAUUGCUUGGUUUAGCCAUGUGGACAGUAUCGGUAUAUCAAUUAAUCUUGAAAAUCAAGAAAGUAAUGGUUUUAUUAGGGUCAUGAGCACUUGUGGUGGUACCGUCAAAAGGUAUGUGCCCAACUCUGGUGUCAUGGUAAAUCAUGUUCAUGAUGGAGAUCUCUUUGUCUGGAGAUCAUAUCAGAAUAAUGUAAGAUGUAAAAGUGCAUUAGUAACAUUGGUCGAUGAAAAUACAAAAAUCCUUCACCUAGAGAUUGAAGCUGAUCGUCCGCUUUCACUGUAUUACAGAAAGAAGUUCAUGUGGCUUCCGAUAAGAGUUCAAGAAUACAACCGAAUGAUACCUGUAGAUGAUCCUGAAAGAUAA